GAGAAAUUAACACCGCCUCUUCCUUUCUUCACGAAAAGAAAAAACAAGCUCGAAAGUAAGCAAUCCAGGGAAGCAUCCCCAACGGAGCAACAAGGAAAAAAACUUCGAAUUUUGCAAGACUAAAGUCAAACCAGAAUGGGGAAAAAGAAGAACGAAGAGAGAGUGCAAACGAAGACUCCGGGACGGAGAGAACCUGCGGACAAAGGAGAAGAAAAAGAGAAAGAAGAACACCAGACGAUGGAAGUACUAAAUGUCCCAAGAAGUGUGAAAUGUAGAGUGAAUGAAACUGCCAUCAAGCCAACAGUAAAACAAAGCUUGGGGGAGAAAACGAAAACCCCAAUUGUCAAAGAACUCCGCAGGGACUACACAUUCAUCGAAGAAGAUGAGGAUUCCGAUGAAAAUAUCCCAGACUCAUGGGAAGAAGAGGAACCAACGACCCUCAACACAUGGAGGAAAGAGACGGAGGGGCAGCCCCAGAGGACCCCAGCAGAAGGACACAAGAACAAAAAAGACAAGGAACUAGGAGGGAGUUUUCCAAACCAGCACGGACUGGGGAAAACCUCUGAAGAAAAAGAUGAAGAGGCCAAUGACCCGGAUAACAUAACGGCCGAAAACUCAAAAACUUCCCAGACAUUACGCAAGAUGGCCAAAAUUGACAGGUCAUUUAUGAAGACACUCUUGUCGCUGGCAGGAGGAGCAGAAGACAAGGAAGCACUAUUGGACAAACUCCUGACAGAGUUCACCAAGCUGAAGAGCCUGACGUUAGAGGCCACACAUGAAGUGGCAAGACUUCAAGGUACUUUAAGUACAACAAGGGAGCAAACUGUCAGCAAAGACACGUACGCAGACAAACUAAAAAGUCAAAGCAAAAAUGAAGGAUCGGGAGGAGAAAUCCCCAACUUCUUUGAGGAACAAGGAAAAGAGAGUGACAAAAGGGAUGCAAAGCUAGCUUUGAUCAUCACCUCAGACAGACUGGACAAGGAUGAAAUAAAACAGAUGGACAAAAGGAAAGUCGACCCACAGAGAUUGGGAGUUCCGGAACCCAAGAUGCGCCCCGGAAAGGAGGGGAUCGUGAUCAUGUCCUCAUCCAAGAAAGGACUCCAGCGACUUGAGGAAUUCAUCAAAAAAGAUGAUGAAUUGGGAAAAAAACUAAAGACAAGGCAACCUAAAGGGAAGCAGCCGGAGAUUAAGGUCAUCGGCAUAGAUGAGGAAAUGGAAAACGAAGACAUUUCAAGAAGGAUCAUUGAACAAAACGAACUCGACUGUACUUUGAAAAGUGUACAGGUCACAAGGACUUGGAAGGGAAAGAAUGGUAACACAGCCAUCGUCUCCCUAAAUGUCCAGGCGUGGCAUGAGCUUAAGGACAAAACCCACCUGAACAUCGGGUGAGAGAGAUGCCCAGUUUACGACAACACUUUCGUUCCAAGGUGCACCUUCUGCGCAAAAUACGGACACACACAGAGGUGGUGCCAAGCACGAUCCCCCAAAUGUACUGAAUGCGGGGGCUCACACCACUACAAAGAAUGUAGGGUCGAAGACUAUGAAUGCCGCAUUUGCACGGAGGAGGGAACAGAGGCAGAUUCAGCGAAUCAUUCAAUGAUGGCCAUGACUUGUCCCACCUUCCUACGGAGGAGAGAGCAGGAGAGGAAGCGCAUCAUUAGGCAGCUUCAACUCGAGGAAGUUUAGGCAGCUACAAGUACACGUAAAACAGUAAGUACUUUUAUUCUUUCUUUUCUAUCUUCAAAAAAAAUGGCGAAUAUAACAUCAACUCAGCUAGAAAAAUUGGUAAUUAUACAGGUUAAUUAGGGAGAGCAUUUAAGGCAAAUGAAAAUUUAAAUAACUAUCAACAAGAGAAAAACCAUCAUAUUUCUAUGGUACAAGAACCAUAUCAUUUAAAAGGAAAGAUAAUACCAUUCCCAAUAAAAAAUAGAAUAAUAGCACAUAAUGACAAUCCAAAAGCGGGUAUAAUAUUUCAUUCUAGUUUACUAAACAUAUAUCCUGUACAUAUAGAAGAAGAACUAGUCGCGGUAACAGUAAAAUUCAAAGAUAAAGAAGCAUUAUUAAUCAAUUGUUACGCUCCCCCUAAAGUUAAUAUAGACAAUCUACUAGCUAAAAUAGACAAUGUUAUGCAAAAAGUAAAUAUCGAAAAUGUUAUAAUAGCAGGAGACUUCAAUGCUAAAAGUCACCUUUGGGGAGGCAGUAACCUUGACGAUAGAGGGGAAGUAGUGACAGAAUUCAUUAUAAAAACAAUCUAACGCUAUUAAAUGACAAUAAUAGCGACCCCACGUUCGAAACUUCACGCGGGAAAAGUUGGAUUGACUUAUCAAUUAUUUCGAACACCCUAAUUCAGGAAACAAAAAGUUGGAAGGUAUUAAAAAAUCCAUCAUACAGCGACCACAAAUUCAUAAAAAUUGAAAUAUUCGAAAACGUAAAAGUUCAUCUUUUUAAAACAACUAAAACAGGAAAGCUAAAAGCGCUAACAGAGUUAUUAAGUAUUAAUUGGGAAGAGGAAUCGCAAAAUCUUCAUGAUGCAGAAGACAUCGAACAAUUAAUUGGUAAAUUUUAUAAAACUCUAGAAAAUCUCUAUAAAAAACAUGAAAAACGCAUAACAAAAGAAAAGAAACAAGGAAAAAGUUGGUGGAAUUUGGAAUUGGAAAUUCAAAGGAAAAAAGUAACAGCAAUGAAAAGACGUUUUAAAAAUAGUAGAGGGGACAUAAGAGAAAUAUUUAAAGAGCAAUAUUAUGUGGAACAUAAUCAUACAUAGAAAAUAUAGCAACAGCAAAAAAGAAAGAUUGGGAGAAUUUUAUAUCAAAAAUAACAAAGAACCCUUUUAAUAUUGGAUAUAAAAUUGCUCGAAACCAGAUAAAACGACCAGUAAUCAUAAAGAGCAUGGUAAAAGACGACCAGACAACAACGAAUUCCCUCAACGAAACAGUUGAUUAUAUUUUAGGCAAAUUAUAUGCAAUAUCAGAAGAAAACGAAACAGAGAUAAGCCUAGGAGGUACCGACAUAAGUAACGAAGCAGAAAAGGAUGGAGAAUUUACACAGCAAGAAGUAGAGAUUGUAAUAAAAAAUUUAAAAAGAGAGGUCACCCCGGGACCAGAUAAUCUAACUACAGAAUUUAUUCAACUAAUUUACCAAAAGACGAAAACAUUCUUUAUUACAUAUUCAAUAGUUGUUUAAAAUUCGGAUAUUUUCCGGAAAAUUGGAAAAUAUCGAGAAUUAUAUUAAUUCCUAAAAAGAAAAACCAAAUUACCCCAUCAGAUUACAGACCCAUAGCAAUUAACUCAAUAUUCGGCAAAAUUCUAGAAAAAUUACUUAAAGAUCGGUUGUAUUAUUUUCUAAAUAAAAGAGGCUUACUCAUGAAAAACCAAUUCGGAUUUAAGCAUGGAACAUCAACAACACAGGCAUUAGAAAAUAUAAAGAAAAAAUUAGACCAAGCACUCUUGGACAAAGAAACAGCACUAUUAAUUUCAAUGGAUAUUAAAAACGCAUUUAAUACUAUUGACAAAAUGGAAAUAAUUACAUUCUUAGAGAAAAAUAGUUGUCCAAAAAACUUAAUAAAAUUAACUAACGCAGUCAUGACUAAUCGACGAAUCUCAUAUAAAAACGCAGAUUUGGGAAAAAUAUAUAGUUUAAAGAAAGGAUCCCCACAAGGAUCCCCACUAAGCCCACUGUUAUGGACAAUCAUGAUGACGGAAGUGCUUCAAAAAAAAAUAUCCAGAGAACACAUAUGUGCAAGCUUUCGCAGAUGACCUAACGAUCAUAGUUAAAGGAACGUCUAAAAGAAAUCUUCAAGAAAAAUCAAACGAAACCUUAGAUAUCAUACACAAAUGGGGUAAAGAAAAGGACAUUGAAUUUAACGCUACAAAAACGGAGUUUAUGAUAGAGAAAGGAAAAUAUUUCAAAAGUCCCCCAUUACUUAAAUUGGGAGGUGAAAGGAUAAAAAUGGUUCAUGAAAUGAAAAUAUUGGGUUUGAUUAUAGAUGAAAAGCUGUCCUUUAUACCCCAUUUAGACUAUAUUAAAGAGAAAGUAACAGACCUAACAGUCAAUUUAAAUAAAUUCACUGGGAAAAAUAGAGGAAUCAAAAACAAACAACUUAGAGAAAUAUAUAUAAGAGGAACAGAGAGAAUUAUAACUUAUGCAGCACCAGUUUGGUAUAGAAACAUUACUACCAUACUUAAAAGAUUAAAAUCAAUUCAAAGAAAACCGUUACUUUCCAUAACAAAAGCAUACAAAACGGUAGCAAAUAAUGCAUUAAAUGUCUUAGCUAAUGUACCACCUGUACAUUUGAGAAUAGAGAAAGAAAUAAAGUUACACAACAUUAUAAACAACGGUAAAGAGUUUAUUUGGAAAGAGAAGGCAUUCGAUUCAAAUAAUAUCGCUAAAAAUAUUGACAAAUGGCAAACGCACCCUACAAACAGGUUAAAAUUUAGCUUUAACAAAGAAGUACAUCAAACAACAGAGUACAAAAUCUAUACAGACGGCUCAUGCAAUGACAUUGGAGCGGGUUCUGCCUUCGUAGUAAUGAAAUCAGGAAAAAUAACAGAAGCAAAACAGUUUUCAUUGCCAAAUUACAGUAAUAACUUCGAAGCGGAAGCCAUAGCAAUAACA
Rhipicephalus sanguineus (brown dog tick) is the source of this 4614-nucleotide messenger RNA. RefSeq lists its product as uncharacterized. NCBI's taxonomy places the organism in Eukaryota, Metazoa, Arthropoda, Arachnida, Ixodida, Ixodidae. Bases 136 to 1389 code for a protein of 417 amino acids. The record is from RefSeq and is a predicted model, not a curated record. The transcript has a single exon.